AUGGCCGUCAACGCCCUCUUCAAGGCAGCCCGCCACGCGAUUCUACACACGAUGGAUACCGAAGCACAACUCCCCACGACGACCUGCCUAGAAGGCGCAAUCCCCGUCCUCAGCGGCCUCCCCGCCCUCCUCGCCAAUUUCACCCUCUCCGACUUCACCAUCAAGACCACCACCGGCUCCCUCGCGGUCCACCGCGUCCUCCUCUCCCUGCACUCGAGCGUCCUCGCCAAAGCCUGCGACGGCGAUUUUCGCGAGACGCCACAAGCCUCCAUCGACCUCGUCCAUGAGCCGGCUGCUUGCGUGAAGGCGAUGGUGCAUUACAUGUAUCAUUUCGACUAUGACCUUCCUGAGGAUGAGGAGGUGAAUGCUUCGGUGUUUCAUGUCGGGAUGGCUUUGAUUGGGGAUAAGUAUGAUGUUGCGGCACUCAAAGACGCCGCCUCCAUCAAGUUCAAAGCAAGCCUCCCCACCACCGCCGACGGAGCAGAUGCUUUUGCCGAAACCCUCGACUUGGCCUAUGACAAUGCUGUCGCUCUCCGGGAUCUCUGCAAGUAUCUCGUUACCUUCGCCCUUGACAACUCGGAGGUCGGCGUCAGUGCGCAGUUUCACCCGGCGCUCAAGAAGGUCAUGCAGAAGCAUCCAGAUCUCGCUAUGAAUGUCACGGAGGCGAUGUAUACCCGAAUGAAGGAGAACGAGGCACAGUACAGAAAAUACGAUUGUCCACAUUGUGACCGGGCCGAAGUCUUCAUCGGAGACUUGCAAGCGCACACCUACUAUAAAUGCAGGGGCUGUGAGUGCCGCUAUAGUGGACAAAUGUGGCGUUCCACGUCCAAAUAA
This is a messenger RNA of Zasmidium cellare ATCC 36951, 834 nucleotides long. RefSeq lists its product as uncharacterized. NCBI's taxonomy places the organism in Eukaryota, Fungi, Ascomycota, Dothideomycetes, Mycosphaerellales, Mycosphaerellaceae. The record is from RefSeq and is a predicted model, not a curated record. The transcript has 2 exons. Gene Ontology annotation, molecular function: protein binding. Bases 1 to 834 code for a protein of 277 amino acids.